Phasianus colchicus (ring-necked pheasant) is the source of this 2848-nucleotide messenger RNA. RefSeq names its product phosphatidylinositol glycan anchor biosynthesis class H (gene PIGH). Gene Ontology annotation, cellular component: glycosylphosphatidylinositol-N-acetylglucosaminyltransferase (GPI-GnT) complex. Gene Ontology annotation, biological process: GPI anchor biosynthetic process. The record is from RefSeq and is a predicted model, not a curated record. Lineage: Eukaryota; Metazoa; Chordata; Aves; Galliformes; Phasianidae.
CAGGGGCUCUGCAGCAGCUACGAAUGCAGGCAGUUGCCUACGGAAAGUUGGUACCGGAGGGGGGCAAGCAGGGGGAAACGCCCGCCCCGCUCCGUCACGGCGAGAGGCACGCAGGAGAACAACGCAACCGCAGCCCUAAGAGCCCGGCCGGCUCACAGCCUCCCGCGGCCCCGCGCACGCGCCGCCCGCCCCUUCCCUUCUCAGCGGAAGCGGGGCGCCGUGCGCAUGGAGGAGCGGCGCUACCGCUCGGCGUCGGGGGCGCCGCUGGCGCUGCGGUGCCGGCAGCACAGCGCUUCCUGCCGGGAGCUGGCGGUGCGCUGCCCCCGCCUGCAGCUCCGCUCGCUCAGCGCCGUCACCUCCGCCGUCUGGCUGGCGGCCUACGGGCUCUUCGUGCUCUGCCAGAAUAGUAUGGUGCUUUCUGCUGCUAUAUUCCUCACGCUGAUCGGCCUGAUCAUCUACCUGCACUUUGUGAAAAUUGACCAGGAAUCCCUUCUGGUCAUUGGCUCACUUGGCAUUCAGAUGACUUCAUCCUAUGCUUCAGGGAAGGAGAGCACAACCUUCAUUGAGAUGAGCCGAGUGAAGGAUGUGGUUAUCAAUGAAGCCAUCCAUAUGCAAAAAGUUAUCUAUUACCUGUGCAUCCUCCUGUGCGACCCUCAGGAUCCUCAGGGAGUAUCUGAGGUUGUUCCACUCUUUCAGAGUUCCAAACCACGUCUGGACUGCUUGAUAGAAGUAUACAAAAGUUGUCAUGAAAUCUUGGAUCAGAGGAAAACAGCUUCACAACCAGAUGGAGUAAAAUAAUAAAUAAUGAAGAUGGAUAACUUGCAGCAGGACUUGGAGAGAUGUAUGGAAAAGCAAGCAAAUCUGACCCAUGGCUUUUUAAAAUUAAAUGUUUAGAAUGUGAUGCAGUUGUAAUAAUGACAUUAUAGCUAACAGCCCACACAGACUCGCAGAGCUGUUAUAGAAGAUGUCAGCUGAAGCACACAAGUGAACUUAGAAAUUGACUGUUAUGAAAACAGGUGAGCAACACUUUUUAAAUGGACAGAAGGAGGUUUUUCCAUGCAUCUCUGGAAAAAGGUAUGGCAAGGGGAGACAAAGAAUAUGCAGCAAAUGUUUCUUCUUCCAUGGAUCCGAGAAUUCUGAUAAAAACAAAUGGCAACCUUGGGAAGACAGAAAAAAUACCCUAGGUUUUUGGUUUUUUCUUAAGUUUCUUUGUAAUCCUUUCUUGAAAAGAGUAUCAAAACAGAAGGGUGGGCUGGCUCAGUUUUCCUGAUCCAAUGGGGAAUUUCAGAUAGAGAAUGACAGAAAAUGAAAAUAUACUGUUUUGCUGAGAAUACUUCAGAUUCUUCAGCAGUCUGCUUGAAAGAGUCCCAUGGUAUGGUACCCUAGAGAGAAGAUCAACACUCAGGAGACACCUCCUCCAGGCACAUGAGUAGUCUAUCCCAACAGGUAAAAAGUUGAGCAAAAAUGGCAAGAGGCCUUUAUGAAUGAGCAAUUUAUUCCUGGCAAAAUUCAAAUGCCAAAAGGUAGAAAUGAGGACAGGUAGCCUGGGAUCAAUAUAGAGACUGUGUAAGCAUGCAAGGUAUGUGGUUAGGAAAGCUAAAGUCUAUCUGGAAUUGAAUUUUUCUAGGGAUGCCAAAGGCAACAGAAAGGCCUUCUGUGAGUACUUGAGUAACAAAAUGGCAAAGAAAACAUGAGGCCACCUCUGAAUGGUGUAGAGGUGUGGUAACGCAAGAUCUGAAAAAGAAUGGGGUACUGAAUGCCUUCAUCAUUUUAGUCUUUACUAGAAAGACUAGACUUCAGGAAUCCUGGGCUGCAGAUAGCAAGGGAAAGUUCUGGAGCAAGGGAGACCCUUGAUGGAAGGUGAUCAGGCUAGAAAAUACUUAAGCAAAUUGCAUGUCUCUUAGUCCAUGGAACCUGGUGGGAUGCACCUACAAGUGUUGAUGGAUUUUGCUAAUGACACAAUCUCAGAGGAAUGGCUGAUAUGCCAGAGACGUGUGCUGCCAGCCAGAGGGACCCAGACAGGUUGGAGAAGUGGGCAUGCAGGAUCCUCUUGUAGCUCAACAAAGGGUCCUAGAGACAAAUUACUCUGUGCUGUUCCUUCCAGUACAUAUUGGUUCUCUUUCAGAAAAGGUCCUGGGGUCACAGUGGACACCAAGUUGAAAAGGUGCCAGCUGUGUGUCCUUAGUACAGAAAGGCUAAGAGUGUCCUGGGUUGCAUGAGAGAUGUAUUGCUAGCAGUUCAAGGGAAGGGAUCCUUCCCCCCUCCUCUGCACUGGUAGGACUGCACCUGAAGUGCUGCAUCCAUUUCUGGGCUCUCCAGUAUGUGGACGUGUCUGGUGCUAGAACGGGCUGCUCAGGUAGGUGGUGGAGUCACUGACCCUGGAGGUGUUCAAGGAACACUUGGAUGUUGGGCUGAGGGAUAUGGUUUAGUGAGAACUAUUGGUGAUAGGUGGAUGGUUGGACUGGGUGAUCUUGUAGCUCUUUUUCAGCCGUGGUGAUUCUGUGGACAAUGAAGGGCUGCUUACAUUGGUGUGGAGCUGGAGCCUGAAGAAAGACUGGAAGAGCUAAGGCUUCAAGCCUAGAGAAAGGAGGGUUUGGGGGCAAUCAUGUAGAUAAGUACCUAAAGGGAGGUUGUAAAGAAGAUGGAGUCAAGCUUCUUGGGGGCUGGAGCAGAGCUCACUUCCAACCCCAUUCAGAAGAGCCAGAUCAAUUACUAUGAGAAUCUGAGAAAAAUAUAUUGUUUAAAAUUAUAAUAAUGACUAUGUGAAUAAAGUAAGUUAAUGUGGAGAAAUUCUUCUUAGUUGAUAUUUAAAAGUUACUGUAACUUUUAACUGGUAUUUUUCUGUUUU